UCACAAGUAUUGAUUUGAUAAAUGGGCUGGGAUGGAUGUGGGGAAACAACGAAAUAUUCAUUGCUUUACUGGUCAGACAUUUAAGAUGCUUUUUGUUUUGGUUUCAGUAGUUUCAAAAUCUUGGAAUCUUUUCAAAAUGACACAUAGCAUAAUCAUCAACUUACUGUAAAUUGUCUCGAGCUGCUGACUGCUGACUUUCAAUUGUGCUUUCAUGUUAAGCUGUCAGCUCACUCAGUUAAAACUGUAGGAUGUGUUAUUUCCUGCUGUGCUCACAUCAACUAGUUCCUGUUUCAGAAUUGGCUUUCUGUCGCAUUUGUCCAGACAUGUUUAUGACAUUUCAUGAAACACCAAUUUCCUCUUUGAUGGGGAGACGCUGGUGAGGACAAUUCCCGUCUCCUCUGUCUGUACAUGAGUGAUGGUGAACGGAGAGAAGGAGCGCGUGUCGCUGCUGUUCAUGAAGGCUCUGGUCAGCAGGGGCAGCGUGGACGCCGUGUCGCAGCAGAUGGCCUCUCACCCGCAGUACUUGGAGAGCUUCCUGCGCACACAGCACUACAUCCUGCACAUGGACGGGCCCCUGCCGCUGCCGUACCGCCAUUACAUCGCCAUCAUGGCUGCAGCGCGACAUCACUGCAACUACCUGGUGUACCUGCACUCAGCCCAGUUCCUGAGGGUGGGCGGGGACCCUGUGUGGCUGCAGGGUUUGGAGGCAGCCCCCCCUCGCCUUCGUCUGCUUGACCACAUCAACAAAGUGCUGGCCCACCAACCCUGGCUCACUGCCUGCUCACACAUCCAGGCGCUGCUGAAGGCGGGCGAGCAGUGCUGGUCUCUGGCGGAGCUGGUGCAGGCCGUGGUGAUCCUCGCUCACUGCCACUCCCUCUGCAGCUUUGUGUUUGGAUGUGACACAGACUCAGACCCUGCCUCUCUCUCCAAGUCUCCUAACGGCACCCCGCCCACCUUCUGCCCCUUCGAUGCUGCCAACGGCAACGCCAACGUGCCUCAGACGCUCGCCACUCCCUCUGAACACAUAACGAGAAGACGGUCUCUGGACUCCAGCUGUGACAUGGUGUGUCUGAAGGAGAAGAUUCAGAAGUCUCAGGAGGAGCGAGAGAAGAGAGAAGAGCGGCUGCUGCAGACACAAGGACUCCAGCAAACAGAUAUGGAAGAAGAGGAGGAGAUGAUAUGCUUUGCAGACCCCACACGUUUCAUCACAGACCCCGACUUAUGCUACCAGGAGUUUGCUCGCAGAGAGGAGGACCACUUUCAAGUAUUUAGAGUUCAGGACUAUUCAUGGGAGGACCACGGCUUCUCCUUAGUCAACAGGUUGUACUCGGACAUCGGCCACCUCUUGGACGACAGAUUCAGGAGCGUGACGACCCUCCCCUCGAUGCACAGCCCCGACCUGAAGAGGGCCAUCUGGAACUACAUCCACUGCGUGUUAGGAAUACGGUACGAUGAUUAUGAUUAUGGAGAAGUGAACCAGUUGCUGGAGCGGGAUCUGAAGCUGUACAUCAAGUCUGUGGCCUGCUUUCCAGACGCCACCAAAACUCCAGUGUGUCCGCUCAGUCUGGCUCCGCUCAAACCUUCAGAGCAGAUACACGUGAACCUGCUCAUCAUGGAGGCCCGGCUGCAGGCGGAGCUGCUCUACGCGCUGAGAGCCAUCACUCAGUACAUGAUCGCAUGAGCGCUCGGAGAGGCACCGAGUGAAAUAACUCUCCGCCGGUACAGAGAGACGCGAGGAUGAAGACAUCUCAACAGCAGACGGUGGGACGAGAGGGACACUUUUAGGGACACAGAGCUCAUGGUUUUGUAGCUGUGCCUCAUGAAUGUGCUUUUCUUUUUCUCAGAUGUAAUGUAUUUAUACCAUAGUGUGCCACGCCCCCUCCUCAUGCAGAUUCUCCUGUUGUGAAGUCCUCUCAUCAGACAUCUCGGCUCUCAAACGUUAUGUGCAAUUAUUCCUAGAGAUGUUUCAAUGUGUACCUUUUUUGUUUUGUGUUCAUUCUGUACGAAGCUGCUCGGUAGUAGCAGUGUUACAGCGGCCAACACUCUCCUUAGUUUGAUCGGUCUCCUUUUGUAUUAACUAUGCUUUCCCCAAAAAAUAUCGUUUUGUACACGUUGAAUGUUAACGGGAGACCAGGUUAUUUUUGUUGACAAUCCUCGUCAGUGUUGGAGGAGGACAGUGAGUGGACCGUGAAGGACGACCGUUUCGCCCUCCCUAACAUUUCGUAUUAAUGCUGGUCAAGAACAAACACCACAGUGACACUGCUGGAAGUUAUCACAUCACUAUAGUUUCUUUUAAUAAGCACUUUUUUAAACUUUAUAUAUUUAUAAUGCAAGGUAACUCAAUAGUAGACAUUGAGACGCACGGUGUCGGUGUCCGACGCCUUUCUUCUCGACUGUAUGACGUGUGAAAAAAAUAUUUGAGACUGUUUGUCGUGUAACUUUCAAAUUAGCUUUUGUUCUCAACCCCAGAUUACAGUGAAUUAUUGCUCUACUUGUUACGUUCAGGUCAGUGCUGACACACAGAAGGAUUUUGAAGAUAAUAAUGUUUUCAAGACAUAAUUUACGCCUGAUAAGAAAACGUGUAACUAAACUUAGGAAGUCAUUGAGGAUUAAGCUGAGCCAUUCGCUAAAUGAUUGUUUUUUGCGCUUCAGAAGUGAUCAAAUCAGAGACUGAAUUUGAAGAUUGAAGAAGAAGAUGAUUCAACUUAUUGUCAUUACGUAGUACAGGUACUAUGUGACGAAACAGUUUCUCUGCAUUUGACCCAUCCUAGUGUUAGGAGCAGUGGGCUGCCAUUAUGUACGGCGCCCGGGGAAUUUCAGACCAAAGGUCAUUAAAGAAGCAAAUUGAAGGAUUGGAUGGAUGCAAAAUUCCCAGUCGAUCUGCACUGGUCAUGAGUUCAGACGUUCUGCUCAAAGCUGUGUCUAAGCUUUUCUUGUGAGCUGUAGCAAAGCUGAUUAUAGAAAUCCACGGUACAAUUUGCAAAGCAGAACAAUGUGCAAACUAUUCGUUGAAACGCGUGUAUCUUGUUUUCUGUCUUUUUUUUAUUUUUAUAGUUUUUGUUUCUGGGUUUGACGGUAGGACUUGCUUGUUGUGCUGUAGCUCAGGUAGACGUAGAGUUUUGACAGACUUUAGAAUUAGUAGCUGCAAGAUGUAGAAAAUAAACAAGUGCAUAUCGAGCAUGUCAAGCAAAGCGCUGAUAACACAGGUGCCUUCAGAAUACAGCUGGAUGCUGCUGAAGUGGAGGGAGGUGACUACUGGAGGCUGGAUGUGGGCUCUGGUGGCAGCUGGGAAACCUUUUCAAACACGGGUUUAACAAGUUGGGAAAAAAAGAAGUUUUUUCUUGGCGUUUGUCAGUGUGUGUCCUCUAUCAGACACCUGGGAACCCCAGCAACUCGGCAAAGAGCCUUGACACAGAUGGAUGUUAAACAUGUUCAACUUGAGCAGAUAAAAAUAAAGGAUAAUUCUCUUUAAAAAAACAAGAAACUUCUUUAAAAAAAAGAGAACAAGUGAAAAAGCAAAACUGUUUUUUGAAAAUGUGAAGAAAUGUUUUCUAUAAAGAUGCUCUAUGAAAAUAAA
Messenger RNA from Gymnodraco acuticeps, 3577 nucleotides. Its product is annotated as sestrin-3. Gene Ontology annotation, molecular function: oxidoreductase activity, acting on peroxide as acceptor; L-leucine binding. NCBI's taxonomy places the organism in Eukaryota, Metazoa, Chordata, Actinopteri, Perciformes, Bathydraconidae. The record is from RefSeq and is a predicted model, not a curated record. The coding region runs from base 416 to 1681 and encodes 421 amino acids. Gene Ontology annotation, cellular component: nucleus. The transcript is spliced from 9 exons. Gene Ontology annotation, biological process: cellular response to leucine starvation; positive regulation of macroautophagy; regulation of response to reactive oxygen species.